AUGGCAUUUGGACAGAGAAAUACCUCAAGAGGAGGUCGCGGUGGCGGUGGAAGCAGUUUUAGAGGUCGGGGAGGUAGUAGAGGUGGUCCACGAGGGGCUAGAGGAGGGGCUAGAGGAGGAAGAGGAAAAGGUAGAGGAAGGCCUGUGUUUGACAGUGCUAGAUUAGCACAACAAAAGGAAAAUAAUGAGGAAGAUUCGGAAUCUGAAGAAUCAAGCCAGGAUGAAGCAACGGAGAGUGAAGAGGAAUCUAGCGACGAUGAGGAUGAUGCGGAACCGGCACCUGCUGUAAAGUCCUAUGCGGCUUUAAUGCAGAGUUUUGCUACCGAUGCUGCACCACAAGCCAAGCGAAGGAAGCUCACUAUCGAUAAAGAGGAAAAAGAGGACGUGGAGGCAGAUCCAAUGGACCAGGAUACAAACGAUGCGGAUGAUGUUGAAGAAGCAGAAGAGGGGCCUGAAACUGCAACAGAUGGCCUGCCCGAGGAUGAUGACGAUGAAGAAGACAACUCAGAUCCUUUUGAAGCUCAUUUUGCCAAUCCGGAUGAUAACAUACUAUCAAGGAGAUUACAACAUUUAGAAAAGGGACAAUGGGCCAUACAAAAGACUCCACUCGCAAAGGUUGGAAAGGCUAUUACGAGUAUUCCUGGUGAUGAUGAACCAAAGCAGACGAAACCAAUGAGUAUCAAUAGUCCGGAAGAACUCAAAUUGAAACAAAAAUUGGCAGGCAUUAUCAAGAAGCAAUGUCCGACUUUCGAUACAUUGGAAAAGUCUAUAUCUCCUCUUAUAUUCGGAUAUCAGGAUCUGCUGUUCUGUGAGCGCAAUACAUCUAAUGCAGAAAGCCUGAGGAGGUUAACCUGUCUCCAUGCUGUUAAUCAUGUGCUCAAGACUCGAGAUCGUGUCAUCAAAAACAAUUCUCGCCUUGCCCGAGAAGUCAACAGCGAUGACUUGGAACUACGAGAUCAAGGUUUCACAAGACCUAAAGUGCUUAUGCUUUUGCCUACUCGCGAAUCUUGCGUUAGGAUGGUUGAUAUGAUCACCUCAAUAUGCGAGCCAGAUCAACAGGAGAAUCGAAAACGAUUCAAUGAUUCGUAUGUCGACAAAGAGGAGAAGUAUUCCACUGACAAAGCAGAAGAUUUCCGAGAACUCUUUGCAGGCAACGAUGAUGAUAUGUUCCGUCUUGGUUUGAAGUUUACUAGAAAGACCAUCAAGUAUUUCUCACAAUUUUAUAACUCUGAUAUCAUUUUUGCAAGUCCCCUUGGUCUGAGAAUGGCCAUUGGAAAUGAAGAUGCCAAGAAAGUAGAUCAUGAUUUUCUCAGCUCAAUUGAGAUGGUCAUAGUUGAUCAGGCCGAUGCUCUUCUCAUGCAAAAUUGGGAGCAUGUUGAGUUUAUCUUUGAUCAUCUCAAUCUCCAGCCAAAGGAAGCUCAUGGCUGCGAUUUCAGUCGUGUGAGAAGUUGGUAUUUGGACAAUAAUGCUAAAUACUUCCGUCAAACUAUUGCUUUGGCAAGUUUCAAUACGCCAGAGCUUAAUACCAUGUUUUAUAACCAGUCUAAGAAUUGGGCAGGGAAGGUCAAGGUCAGCUCGACUUAUUCAGGAGCCAUUCAGGAAUUGGCUUUGAAGGUUAAACAGACUUUCUCACGACUCGACUCCCAAUCGUUCUCCUCAGACCCAGAUUCACGCUUCGAAUAUUUCACAUCAGCAAUAAUACCUACUUUGACUCGUAGGAGUAAAGAUAGUGCUGGAACUGUGCUAUUCAUUCCCUCGUACCUCGAUUUCGUGCGAGUGAGAAAUUAUUUCUCGACUUCAGCCACCACAAACACUUUGUCGUUUGGCAGUAUCUCGGAAUAUACCACACCAAAAGAAGUUGCAAGAGCCAGGUCCCAUUUUUACAGUGGUCGACACACUGUUUUACUUUAUACCGAAAGAGCACAUCAUUUCCGAAGAUACCAAAUCAGGGGUGUCAAAAAGGUCAUCAUGUAUGGUCUACCAGAUAAUCCGAUUUUCUACAAGGAAAUCGUAGGAGGCUACCUCAGCAGAAGUGUGAGAGAAGGUGAUCUAGAGCCUGGAGAGGGAAGUGCACGAGUGGUGUUUUCCAAAUGGGAUGUCAUGAAAUUGGAAAGAGUAGCGGGCACAGAAAGGGUUGGGAAGAUGAUCAAGGAGAAAGGCGAUACUUUUGAUUUCUUAUAA
Messenger RNA from Sclerotinia borealis F-4128, 2181 nucleotides. Lineage: Eukaryota; Fungi; Ascomycota; Leotiomycetes; Helotiales; Sclerotiniaceae. The record is from the annotation of a GenBank genome assembly.